GACCCAGCUCCCAGCAGACAAGGUCCUAUUGAACAGUCAGACACAGAGAAUGGUCUACAAGAACUGUCUCAUUGUCCUGCUCCUGGUGGGCUCCCUGAGUGCAGAAACCGACUCCGAGCAGAAUGAUUCCCUGGGCACCAGGAAGGCCAGGGUGGCAGCCCACAACUCAGUGGAAGUUAUUCGCUGUUUGAAUGGAGCUCUGCAAGUUGGCUGUGGAGCCUUUGCUUGCCUGGAAAACACGACCUGUGACACAGAUGGAUUGUAUGAUAUCUGCAAAUCUUUCCUGUACAGCGCUGCCAAGUUUGACACUCAGGGUAAGCUGUUCGUGAAGGAGAGUCUGAAGUGCAUAGUCAAUGGUAUAAAUGCUAAAAUAUUCAUGGCCAUUAGAAGGUGUUCCAGCUUGCAAAGGCUGAUAUCAGAAGUUCAAGUGGAUUGUUACACCAAGCUGGAUAUCUGCAUUGUGGCCCGUUAUAAUCCCGAAGCCAUCAUUGAGGUUCUAAAUCUACCCCAACACUUUUCAAACAGGUAUUACAACAAACUGCUGGGCAGCCUACUGGAUUGUGAUGAAGAAACAGCUACUGCUGUGAAAAACAAUUUAAUGGAUCAGAUUGGACCCAAUCUAGCUAGCCUCUUUAAAGUUCUGCACGGUGACAGGUGUCCCCAGAUUCCACCCAAAGCAGACUUCAACCGCAAGAGAAACGUGGACCCCCAGAAACUACGGGUCUACCGAACCAACCUUCGUGGUGCAGGAAUUGGUCACGACUCCUUGGAAUUGGACUAGCAGGAGUCCUGGCGGAAAAGGUGUAAAUGAAAGUACUGAGAGGGGUAACAUAAAAGUGGACUACAUGUUCCUUUCUGGAUUUCAACAUUUUAAAUGUAGCAGUAGUUUAUCUGUUGUCUUGUUUGUUUUUUGCUUUUUUAGAUUGAAAAUUAAUGUAUUUUUUAGAAGGAGCUAUGCGUUGAGUAUGGUUCAAUCUCCUUUAAUUACUAUUUAUUUUGGGGUGAUCAGAGAGCCCAUAAGAAAUAUACUUCAGAGGGGUUUCUACUUGUUUUGCUGCCAUGUUUUCCAUGCGUUACCCUUUUUAUUUUGUAGUGUUGAAGAUGAAACUUCUUUUAAUGCUCCACUGGGGAGAGAGGGUUCCAAACUACAGCUAAUGUUACCUUAAUAUUUAUUUAGAUUUUUUUUUUGCAUGAACAUUCUGUAUCUGUUGUCCAAGUAUGUCACAGAUGAUUCCUUCUGCAGUAUUAGAGGGGUAAUGUCUCCUCCAUGUGCCUUAGUUCUAUUACUGGACCUGGUUUUAUGCAAGAUCUUUUCCAGAAUAUUGGUUUGUUCAUAAAAUCGUUAAAGGCAAGUUUUGCUAUAGAGAAUGUAAAUUUCAUGUUUAGCAUCCUGACACCAGGAUGUAUACCAGCGUGCAAGAGGCUGGCUUUUGUUUUCCACAUCUGAGCAUUUAAAAUUCUCUAUCUUCUGUUCACCUAAUGAUAAAUAUACUUUUUAAUAAAUGGCAAACACUUAUCUAUA
Messenger RNA from Pelobates fuscus (common spadefoot toad), 1522 nucleotides. It is a transcript of the gene STC1, whose product is annotated as stanniocalcin 1. The transcript is spliced from 4 exons. Gene Ontology annotation, cellular component: extracellular region. The coding region runs from base 50 to 781 and encodes 243 amino acids. Lineage: Eukaryota; Metazoa; Chordata; Amphibia; Anura; Pelobatidae. Gene Ontology annotation, molecular function: hormone activity. Gene Ontology annotation, biological process: intracellular calcium ion homeostasis. The record is from RefSeq and is a predicted model, not a curated record.